AAGAUGUUAUACAAUACUGUAGAUCAACUGUCAGAUCCCCAGAUUGCGGGGGUUGUGGGGCUGCAUUCACUACCGGCCUUCACUCUUCGCUGCGCCUUCUGUUUUUGGCUUCCUCUCUGUCGCUUUCCCACUUUCUUUCUUUCUUAAAUUCUCCCUCUCCCCUCAUGUCGUCUUUCUCUCUCCUCGACCUGCCUUCUCAUCCAUCACCACCACCAUCACCAUGUUGGUCGGCAACAUCUACGUGAUUGCGGCCGUCGCCGUCGUCGGUGGUGCUCUCUUUGGCUUCGACAUCUCGUCCAUGUCGGCCCAGCUGAGCGAGAACUCCUACAAGUGCUACUUCAACCAGGGCCCCAGCGGUCCGCCCUUUGACGACAGCUCCGACUGCUCUGGUCCCAGAUCGCUGGUCCAGGGUGGUAUCACUGCAGCUAUGCCUGCUGGUUCCUGGCUCGGUGCCUUGGUCUCUGGUAUCCUCUCUGAUUAUGCUGGUCGACGUCCCUCUAUCAUGAUCGGCUGCGCGAUCUGGAUGAUCGGUUCUACCAUCAUGUGUGCCUCGCAGAACAUCGGUAUGCUCGUCGUCGGUCGUGUCAUCAACGGUUUCGCUGUCGGAAUCGAAUCCGCCCAGGUUCCCGUCUACAUCAGUGAGCUGUCGCCUCCCUCUAAGCGUGGUCGAUUCGUCGGUCUGCAGCAGUGGGCUAUCACCUGGGGUAUUCUCAUCAUGUACUAUAUCUCUUACGGAUGCUCCUUCAUCGGCGGCAAGACUGCACAAACAUACACCCCGACUGCGUGGCGAGUCCCUUGGGCAUUGCAGAUGCUUCCUGCCGUCUUCCUUGGGUUCGCCAUGAUCUUCCUUCCCGAAUCCCCCCGUUGGCUUGCACGAAAGGAUCGCUGGGAGGAAUGCCACAAGAUCCUGGCCCAUGUCCAUGCCAAAGGCGAUCUCAACCACCCCUUCGUUCAGGUGGAAUUGAAUGAUAUUCGGGAGAUGUGCCAGACUGAGAGCCAUCACAAGGAUUCUACCUACAUCGAUCUGUUCAAACCCAACAUGAUCCACCGUACUUUGACCGGGUUGUUCAUGCAGAUUUGGUCCCAGUUGACCGGCAUGAAUGUCAUGAUGUACUACAUCGGUUAUGUCUUCGCCAUGGCCGGCUAUUCCGGUAACGCCAACCUCGUCGCCGGUUCCAUCCAAUAUAUCAUCAAUGUCAUCAUGACCCUACCUGCCCUGAUCUGGAUGGAUCGCUGGGGUCGACGUCCAACUCUUCUCAUCGGUGCUGUUCUCAUGGCCACAUUCAUGUACGCCAAUGCCGGCAUCUUGGCUACCCACGGUAUUCUCGUCCCCGGUGGUGUCGACAAAGUCGCGUCGGUUCCUAUGAGGCUCAGCGGUGCUCCGGCCAAGGGAAUGAUCGCGUGUACGUACUUAUUCGUCGCGUCCUAUGCUCCAACAUGGGGACCGGUCUCGUGGACGUACCCUCCGGAGCUCUAUCCGCUGCGUCUGCGAAGUCAGGGUGUCUCAAUGUCGACGUCUGGAAAUUGGGCGUUCAACACGGCGUUGGGGCUCUUCACUCCAGUAGCGUUUGAGAAUAUCAGCUGGAAAACGUACAUCAUUUUCGGUGUUUUCAACACGGCCAUGUUUUUCCACGUUUUCUUCCUCUUCCCGGAGACCGCAGGCAAGACAUUGGAAGAGACGGAGGCCAUGUUUGAGGAUCCGAAUGGGAUCAAGUACAUCGGUACACCUGCUUGGAAGACGAGCAAGAAGACGACAACGACGGUACAGCUGGAACGGGGAAAUAUCGAAUCCAAGCUUCCACCACAGCCGACUAGCGUUCACGAGGAGCGCAAGGUGGAGGUGUGAGGAAGUGCAGGCGCAGGUGCAAUUGUCGAAUUAUUUCUUUAACUCUGUCAAUAUUCUUCAGUUAGUAUCCCAUUGCCUGGUUGAAAUAUCAUCCAGAUAUACCCGUCAUGCUUAGCAUCAAGUGCAGAUAAUGUUAUUCAAUGUGAUGUAUCAGAAUUAAGCAUGUGGAGUACUUUGUAUUUGCCAUUCUCAUAAAAUAUGCCGAUAUCUUCGGACCAGUCAUCUGCAUUCGUGGGGAUCAGUCUAUUUGUCGCCACUUUUUCACCGUUCUACGCCAGUCAAUCAUCAUAAAAUAAGAUGAUAGCGACGAAUGGAUCAACAACGCAGCCAGUCGGACAGGCCCGGUCAGAACUGCGGCAGAUUCUGGAUCUAUCACAUUUGUCUGUAGAUUCACAAAAUAAUGUGUACAACACUUGCCAGCUGAAUUUUCACUUGAAGAUGGAGAAGAAGUAGAACUGGGA
Messenger RNA from Aspergillus wentii DTO 134E9, 2307 nucleotides. Its product is annotated as sugar porter family MFS transporter. Gene Ontology annotation, cellular component: membrane. Gene Ontology annotation, molecular function: carbohydrate:proton symporter activity. Lineage: Eukaryota; Fungi; Ascomycota; Eurotiomycetes; Eurotiales; Aspergillaceae. The record is from RefSeq and is a predicted model, not a curated record. Gene Ontology annotation, biological process: carbohydrate transport; transmembrane transport. The transcript has 4 exons. The coding region runs from base 221 to 1846 and encodes 541 amino acids.